Molecule: messenger RNA, 901 nt
Organism: Anguilla anguilla (European eel)
Lineage: Eukaryota; Metazoa; Chordata; Actinopteri; Anguilliformes; Anguillidae
Gene: rit1
Product: Ras-like without CAAX 1
Exons: 6
Coding region: 232-876 (214 amino acids)
Biological process (GO): Ras protein signal transduction
Cellular component (GO): plasma membrane
Molecular function (GO): GTP binding; GDP binding; calmodulin binding
Source: RefSeq, a predicted model, not a curated record
GCGAAAGCGGCAGUGGGACAGCACUAGCCUUCCGUCAGCUACACAUACCCGUCGGGCUGCCGGACCCAGGCGCCUGGGCCGCUACGUUCAGUGGCUCGUCGUGUGUUUACACUCCGUCUGCAUUGCGUGUGUUCACGGGACAACUUCUAACUUGGACACUUAUUGACUAUAGCAACAAUACCCAAAUAAUAAUGAAGCCGGAGGUUCAGUGACACAGGCCCAGGUUUGGGGAUGGAGUUGCCGCGGGGGUCGGGGGCUUCGGGGAGCCUGUCCCGCGAGUACAAGCUGGUGAUGCUGGGAGAAGGAGGAGUGGGAAAGAGCGCCAUUAUCAUGCAGUUCAUUAGCCACAGGUUUCCUGAAGACCACGACCCCACCAUAGAGGAUGCCUACAAGACGCAGAUACGCAUCGACGACGAGCCGGCCAACCUGGACAUCCUGGACACGGCGGGACAGGCGGAGUUCACGGCGAUGCGGGACCAGUACAUGCGGGCGGGGGAGGGCUUCAUCAUCUCGUACUCCAUCACGGACCGGCGGAGCUUCCAGGAGGCGCGGCAGUUCAAGCAGCUGAUCUACCGCGUGCGCCGCACCGUGGACACGCCCGUGGUCCUGGUGGGCAACAAGUCCGACCUCACGCACCUGCGGCAGGUGUCAGUGGAGGAGGGCCGGGGGCUGGCACGGGAGUUCCAGUGCCCCUUCUUCGAGACGUCGGCGGCCUUCCGCUACUACAUCGACGAGGUGUUCGCCGCCCUGGUGCGGCAGAUUCGGCAGCGGGAGGCGGAGGCCGCCCGGGGGGGCGAGCGGAAGGCCAGGCGCCACCACUCCUUCUGGACGCGGCUGAGGUCCCCCUUCCACAAGAAGCAGCACUCCAAGCACUGAGGGAGGGAGGGGCGGGGUGGUUGGG